This is a messenger RNA of Leptomonas pyrrhocoris, 505 nucleotides long. RefSeq lists its product as hypothetical. The record is from RefSeq and is a predicted model, not a curated record. The transcript has a single exon. Bases 149 to 505 code for a protein of 118 amino acids. NCBI's taxonomy places the organism in Eukaryota, Euglenozoa, Kinetoplastea, Trypanosomatida, Trypanosomatidae.
AGAGCUCGCUGCUCCAACGUUUCUCUCUUCUUUCUUUUUAGCACUCUUUCACAAGAUCAGCGUUUUUCUUAUUGGGGCGUCACUGCACUUCACUUUGCGGGAAACAUCUGUAACACUCGUUCUCCAGUCGCACACCCCAGUAGUAACCAUGUCGUGCCAGGUGGGUCAGCACAACUGGAUCUUCACCGACUCCGCGGCGUGCAACGUCGGUCCGGAUCUGCGGCUCCGUCAGUGCAUUUGCCCUCUCACCACGUGUACCCCGACGACAACCGGCUACGCCUGCCAGCUGACGACGUCGAUGAUGGUGCUGGGCUUGCUGCUGUUUGCCGUGUGGAUCGUCGCUGCGUUCGCGUACGUGUACGUGUCGAACUACAUUGGCGAGCUGGAGCUCGAGUCACGCGUGGAGAAGGUGGUGUCGCUGAGCCGCGACUACUACUACAACAAAUUGUUUGGCACCGGCAGCGCGGCGUCGCCCUCUAGUGUGUACGUGCCAACUGACAAGUGA